AUGUCAGACAAGAACAACGUCGAGGCCGUCGAUAGCGUGCCCAGACGCUCUCUUGGUUCGCGCAUAGGUGCCUUUUGUCGCCGUUUCUGGUGGUUGCUUCUCAUCAUCGUCGUCGUCGUCGCACUCGUCAUCAUUCUCCCUGUUAUAUUCGUCGCAUACCCCAAGCUGGCGCAGAAUGAUGUCUCCGACUCGACACUCUCCAUCGCAGACAUGCAAACCACCAGCCCCGCUCCAGACUCGCUGCACGUCAAGGUCACCCAGGUCAUCGGCUCCAAGUCAAAGUACCACCCGACCCUCGACCCCUUCGAGGCCAAGGUCUACCUCGCCGGAGAGCAGCAGCAUUUCAUGAUCCUGCACACGCCCCAGGUCAAGGCCGAUGAUGGCGUCAAGGUCCUCAUCGACGAGGACGUUCACAUCGACAACCAGGAUGCCUUCUCUGGCUUCUCCAAGGCCGUCAUGCUCUCAGAGGAGCUCGAGCUGCUGGUCGUCGGCAAGACCAAGCUCAAGCUCGGUGGCCUGCAGAAGACUGACGUCGACUACAACAAGACCGUCACUCUCAAAGGCAUGAACCACCUCAACGGCUUCAACAUCACCAACAUCAAGAUCCAAAACAUGCCAGGCACCAUGUACAACAUGAAGGGCGACGUCUUCAUCCCCAACCCUUCCGUCCUCACUCUCGCCAUGGGCAACCUAACACUUGACCUCUCCAUCGACGGCCACCCCAUCGGCACCUCCAUCCUGAACGAUGUCAUCAUCAAACCAGGCAACAACACGAUCCCCAUGCUCGCCAAUGCCGACCUAGCUUACGUCCUCAAACAGACCGGCAUGGGAAGCAAGUACUCCAACGGUAUCGUCCCCGUCACCAUCAUCGGAAACUCUAGCGUCGCAAACGGCAAGGAGCUGCCAUACUACACCAAGGCUCUCGCCGCCAACACCCUGAAGGUCAACCUGAACAUUCCCGCCAUCCUUGCUGGAGGGAAGUAA
Molecule: messenger RNA, 984 nt
Organism: Microsporum canis CBS 113480
Lineage: Eukaryota; Fungi; Ascomycota; Eurotiomycetes; Onygenales; Arthrodermataceae
Exons: 4
Coding region: 1-984 (327 amino acids)
Cellular component (GO): fungal-type vacuole membrane
Source: RefSeq, a predicted model, not a curated record